UCGGUGAGGCGGCGGUUCCGGGUUCGCUGGGUGGCGGAGAUGAGCUUUGAGUGGCCCUGGCAGUACCGCUUCCCCCCGUUUUUCACAUUGCAGCCCAAUGUGGACACCCGGCAGAAGCAGAUGACAGCCUGGUGCUCCUUGGUGCUGUCGUACUGUCGCCUCAACAAGCAGUACACGAUGACGGUCAUGGAGGCCCAAGAAAGCCCACUGUUCAACAACAAGAAGCUACAGCGGAAACUCCCCAUGGAAUCCAUACAAGUUGUGUUAGAAGAACUCAGGAAAAAAGGGAACCUAGAAUGGUUAGACAAGAACAAAUCCAGUUUCCUGAUCAUGUGGCGGAGACCAGAAGAAUGGGGAAAGCUCAUCUAUCAGUGGGUGUCUAAGAACGGCCUGACCAACUCUGUAUUCACACUCUAUGAGCUGUCCAAUGGAGAUGACACAGAGAAUGAAGAGUUCCAUGGCUUGGAAGAAUCCAUGUUGCUUCGUGCCCUGCAAGCCUUACAACAAGAGCACAGGGCUGAAAUUAUCACACUCGACGACGGCCGAGGCGUCAAGUUCUUUCAAUAGGCACCCCUCCCUUUCCAUCUCCUCUGACUGCUAAAGUAUUUCUAGCUUGAAAGGCUCAGUCUUCAGGCCUGGAAUCGAGCAGUGACUGGAAGCUGCUGCAUAUUCUGGCCUUCUUGGGGCAAGGAGAAGGUGUGAAGCCUUCCGAAGACAUGACUUUUUCUUAGAAAUCUUCAGAGAUCUUCUGUCGUUCUCUACUCCCUGUUGAUUCUGUUUAUCUGAGGGGUUAAAGCUGCUCUAGGUAGAUUCAAGAGGAACCGCUCCAGGAAUGAUGCGGAACCACUCCAGUUAUUGACCCUAGUUCCCGUGCAAGCAGCUGAAGAGCAGGCGCUGGCAAGCCAAUCACAGGGCUCUUCAGCUGGAGGCUGGUUAGUUGAGUUUGGCUUUCAAAGGGCAGAUCUCUCGCCCCGUUCCGGUCACAGAGUGCGACGAGCAGAACCACCGAACCGGUGACAGCUUUUGAGUUAUAAAAUAUGUCAGCAGAAGAACGAGAGGCGUCACUGUGAAGCAGACGGAACCGGGGAGGUGCCUGGGAAUUCAUUUGGCAUAAUUAAAAGAAGGUGUAUUUAUAGAGCAGCACUGGGUGGUUUUUUUGCUUCAUUGGUAAUGAAACUGAGGGUUGCUUUUCUGUCAGAUUAGUGGCCUUACAUUGUAAUUCUGCGUUGAAAAGGCUGUGAAGAUGGCAGACUACUGGGGAGAGGGGAAGGGUUCCCAGCGAGUCUCUCUCGCUGAUUCCAAAUCCAGUGGUCUGUCUUUGUAAGUGAAAAGAUGCCUUUUCUAACUGCCAGCCCCACAGACAGUCUGGGCUCUUUCCAGCCUGUGUCCUAGGGUGUGCAGCGUCACCUGGGCACUCCUGCCUGUGGCUAGAGAGAUGGAGCAGGUGUGACAGGGCUGCUCUGUAGCAGUGAUGGGUAGUGGAAGGGGACAGUUUGGUAUUCAGACCCUCUGCCCUGGUGACGAUGGGUGAAACAGCAAGAGCUCAGCUCAAUUCUGCUGGACAAGUCUUAGCUGUGUUUUCUGGGGCAGCACAGGACAGUUUGCCCUUCCCUGCCCUUGUCUAAGCAGCAUUCGGCACUGGUUCAGCUGCAGCCCUCGCUGACACCCCUUGUCAACAGCAGGUAAUUUUCAGUGCUGACAAGGUGCUAGAGCCCGGCCUGAGUUUGUGGGGCUGGUGGAGAGAAAACCCUUCUGGAUUGUAAUGGGAACUCAUGUGACUUGGAGUCAGUGGUACACACGCCCUCGGCUCACAUGCUGUCCUUCUCACAGGUGCGUCUGUGUCGACCUGCACUUGGGGGCUUUGGUGUGACACCUCAGUUCUGGGGCCGUCUCUUACUGCUGCCCUGAGUGCUGCUUUGCUGGUAGGAGGUGUAGUAAGAUGAGGCCCUAAAACAUAAACUCUUGUGUCAGAGGCCCAGUCUGAGGCCUGAAGCCUGAA
Molecule: messenger RNA, 1999 nt
Organism: Terrapene triunguis (Three-toed box turtle)
Lineage: Eukaryota; Metazoa; Chordata; Testudines; Emydidae
Gene: VPS25
Product: vacuolar protein sorting 25 homolog
Exons: 6
Coding region: 40-567 (175 amino acids)
Biological process (GO): protein transport to vacuole involved in ubiquitin-dependent protein catabolic process via the multivesicular body sorting pathway
Cellular component (GO): ESCRT II complex
Molecular function (GO): protein homodimerization activity; structural molecule activity
Source: RefSeq, a predicted model, not a curated record